Triticum aestivum (bread wheat) is the source of this 2460-nucleotide messenger RNA. Its product is annotated as scarecrow-like protein 9. Lineage: Eukaryota; Viridiplantae; Streptophyta; Magnoliopsida; Poales; Poaceae. Bases 16 to 1965 code for a protein of 649 amino acids. The record is from RefSeq and is a predicted model, not a curated record. The transcript has a single exon.
GUUCAGUUCACCACCAUGCCCAUCGCCCCCGAGGAGUUGCUGGGGCUGAAGGAACACAUGGAGCCCCCGCCGCCAUCCCCAUCCGUCUACCUUGACAUUCCUCCGUCGCCCUAUGGCGGCAGUGUCGGGGACCUGGUGCUCCCAUACAUCACUCGCAUGCUGAUGGAGGAGGACAUCGACGACAGGUUCUUCUACCAGUACCCAGACCAUCUUGCCUUCCUCCAGGCGCAGCAGCAAUUUACCCAAAUUCUUGAUGAUGCCAAGAACUUACUGUCCGGCGAAGGUGGCGACAUGGAGAAGAUGCAUUCUGAUGCGUCUUUGCAGGGUAUUCGUGGAGGUAGCAUGUGCUUGGCUGACAAGGACGUCCCGAGUUGGACGUUCUCGGAUGGUGCUGAGGUGUACAAUAAUGGUGAUCAGAGCAAACUCAACCGCUCCAAUGAAGCCAUGCUUAACUUUGCAUUCUUGAAAGGCAUGGAGGAGGCCAACAAGUUCUUGCCUAGAGACAACCAACCGCAGGCUGAUGUCUUCAGCGUCGACCAAGCGAAGGAGAUUUUUGGGCGAAGCAUUAGUGGUGGGGGACGGAAGGGUCAGCGUGAUGUGGACAAGCUGGAGGAAGUGGUGGGCAGGGCCAGCAAACUGCUGAUGCCGGAGCUGGAAGAGGAUGGCGCCAGCGAGAUGAUCAACAAAAUAAUGCUGAAUAGUUACGAACUAUGUGGGGAGACCAUGGAGGAGCUGCAAAUCACCAUGGAGAACAUCAGAGCUGAUAGAAAAAAUAAGAAGGCGGUGCGGGGAAAGCAGGGAAAGAAAGAGGCGGUGGACCUGCGCGGGCUGUUGCUAUGCUGCGCACAGGAGGUGGCCACCGGCAACCGUCAUGGCGCGGGCAAUCUGCUGAAACAGAUCAGGCAACAUGCUUCCGCAACAGGAGAUGCCGCUCAGCGGCUGGCGUAUUGUUUCGCCAAGGGGCUUGAGGCCCGGCUGGCGGGCACUGGGAGCCAGGUGUACAAGUCACUCAUGGCGAAGCACACCUCGACCAUGGAGUUCCUCAAAGGUUACGAGCUGUUCAUGGCAGCCUGCUCCUUCAAAAGGGUGGCGUUCACAUUCUCCAGCAUGACCAUCUUCGAUGCCGUGGAAGGGAAGAGCAAGUUGCACAUUGUGGAUUAUGGCUUGCAUUAUGGGUGCCAGUGGCCGGGCCUGCUGGCUUGGCUGGCGACCAGGGACGGCGGGCCACCGGAGGUGAGGAUCACCGGGAUUGACCUCCCGCAGCCCGGGUUCCGCCCGGCUAAGAGGCUUGAGGAGACAGGGCGGGCACUCAGCAACUGUGCCCGUCAGUUUGGCUUGCCGUUCAAGUUCCAUGCCAUCGCGGCCAAGUGGGAGACUAUCCGUGCCGAGGACCUCAACAUCGACCCUGACGAGGUGCUUGUGGUGAAUGACCUGUUCAAUUUCAACACCUUGAUGGACGAAAGCCUUGUUAUCGACAGACCCAGCCCCAGGGAUGUGGUCCUCAGCAACAUCCGGGAGAUGCAGCCAGAUGUGUUCGUCCAAGGUGUUGUGAAUGGUUCUAGCGGCCCAUUUUUCUUGGCCCGGUUCCGGGAGGCACUCUUCUUUUACUCAUCGGUGUUCGACAUGCUUGACACCACCACACCGCCAGAGAGCUACGAGCGCUUCGUUCUCGAGCGGGACAUGUUCGGGCAGUGUGCCCUGAAUACUAUCGCCUGCGAGAGUGCAGACCGGGUAGAGCGUCCCGAGACAUACAAACAGUGGCAGCUGAGAAACCAACGUGCAAGCCUCAGACAGCUGCCACUGAAGCCGAUUAUCACCAAGGUGGCAACAGGCAAGGUCAAGAGCCUGUACCACAAGGAGUUUGUUGUGGAUGUGGAUCAGGGGUGGUUGCUGCAGGGGUGGAAGGGCCGCAUCCUAUAUGCUCACUCGGCGUGGGUGGCAGACGACACUAGCUCCGAGUAUUAGCUGCCUUUUUCUGCCUAUAAGAGGUUAAUCUUUGGACAUUAGUAGUACUUAUGAGAUACAACUGGGGCAUCCCCUCCUGUUUCCUCCAACCAUCUUAAAUUUCGCUCUUAGACACGAAUAUGAAUAACACCAGGGUGCCACUGCCGCAUGCUAAAUGUCUCCUGUAAGCUGCCUUAAAGUUACAUUUUUUUUAGACAUUAAGUUUCAAUUUGAUGAGUAAAGACUUGAUGUAAAGGUCAAUUGUUGUUGCAGCAGCAGAUGUUUAUGUGCUUCCACUCAUUCUUCUUCUUCUUCAGUUAUCUCAUUAAGACAUGAUACCCGAAGAAGAUAUAUAAUCUGUAGUCUUGUAAGAGGACCAAUAAAUUCAGUGUCAUAUGUAAAAGGAUUACUGGAAAUUGUUCAAAGAAAAAGGAUAACUGAAAUGUAUUGAAUUUGUAAUUUCUUUCUCUGCGUUUUCAUCUUACAAAUCCGUUUGCCUACUUGCAGGUGUCCAAG